Molecule: messenger RNA, 1446 nt
Organism: Triticum turgidum subsp. durum (durum wheat)
Lineage: Eukaryota; Viridiplantae; Streptophyta; Magnoliopsida; Poales; Poaceae
Source: the annotation of a GenBank genome assembly
AUGCGCGGCGGGCGGUCGGGGGGCGGGGGGCUGCGGAACCCCUGCCUGACGAUGCACCAGCCGUGGGCGUCGCUGCUGGUGCACGGCAUCAAGCGCGUGGAGGGCCGCUCCUGGCCGUCGCCGGUGACGGGCCGCCUCUGGAUCCACGCCGCCUCCAAGGUGCCCGACCCCGACACCGUCGCCGCCAUGGAGGACUUUUACCGGGAGAUCUACGCCGUCGACGGGGUCCACCACAUCGACUUCCCCCAGCACUACCCCGUCUCCCGCCUCCUCGGUCCCUAUCUCCUCCUCCUCCCCCUCUCACCUUCCUUGAUUGAUACCACUGCUGCUUUCCUCCUCAGCUUGCUGACGCCAUUGCCGAUUGAUUAUUGCUCAGGGUGCGUCGAGGUGGUCGGCUGCGUCAGGUCCGAGGAGCUCGUCUGCUGGGAGGACGUGCCCCAAUCAGUCAGGCUUGAAGGCUUGACCGACUUCUGCUGGCUUUGCGAGAAUCCGCAGAAGCUGGUGGUUCCGUUCGAGAUGCGCGGUUAUCAGGGUGUGUACAAUUUGGAAAGAAGGGUAUACGAGGGAGCAGCCAGGGGUCUUUCGCCUGUUCAAGGUCCACUGCCGGUCAAGUUCCCGCUUCCAGAUCCCAGAAACCCCUUGUCUCUCAAGCCGGGAUCUCUCAAUUUCGACUCUUCAAAGUCUGCCCUGGUCAAGACUGAGAGUGUUUCUGCAGCGAUAGCCGGGGCUAGAGCUGCCGCGACUCAGUAUUCGAGGAAGGGUAGUACUGCUGCCACUAGCAGUGAGAUUCAAACUCGAGGGAAAUCGAGGGAGAAUCAUGCCGAUGGCAGUUCAGGGAGUGGGGCUCUGCCGUCUGUUGUCCAGAACAGUCAAUCGCAUCCGCAAAACCAGGAUCCAUCGCCUGUUGUCCACAACAGUCCAUCGCAUUUGGUAAUCCAGAAUCCAUCGCCUGUUGUCCAGAACAGUCCAUCAUACUCGCAAACUCGGAAUCCUCAGUAUAUUGCUCAGAGCAGUCCAUCCUACUCGCAAACUCGGAAUUCUCAGUAUAUGGUUCAGAGCAGUCCAUCCUAUUCGCCAACUCAGAAUCCUCGGUAUAUGGCUCAGAGCAGUCCAUCCUAUUCGCGGAACCAGAGUCAAUCGUCCAAUAUCCAGAGCACUCCAUUCUAUUUCCAUGACCAGAAUCAAUCGUCCAAUGUCCACAGCAAUCCAUCCCAUUUCCAUUAUCAGAAUCAAUCUUCCACUGUCCACAACAGUCCAUCCUAUUCUCAUAAUCAGAACCCAUCGCCCAAUGUCCAGAACGGUCCAUCGUACUCGCAAAACCAUAACCCUUCUCCUGUUGCCCAGAACAGUCCAUUGUUUUUGCAACACCAGAACGCCGAGCCUCGGAGAAGUCCCAGACUACAGGGUGGAGCUCCCCACAGGGUGAGUGCUCAUUUUUCAUUCUGA